AUGUCAGCAACAGACUUGUCAUACAUUUCAUCUUCACAUAAUUCGAUAAUUUCCAAAGAUUAUAUUAAAAUGGAAGGGAGGAAAGCUUAUUAUAUGGAGUAUUUUGUCAGACCUGAAGAACACCCAGAAGGACUUCAAGAAUAUUUCGAUGAUGAACUCUGGUCAAGUGUUUUUGUAAAGAUAAGGGAACAAUAUUCAUCCAAGUCAAUUCCUGAAACAGUGUACGAAAUAUUCACAAAAGUUAUUAAGCUUUCUUGUGAGUAUGGAAACCUGCAAGAGCAUCAAACAAAGAUAGAAGCAUAUCUAAAAGGGCUUGAGACCAAUGAUAAACUUGAAGAGACAAUGUACAAUAUUCUUUGGAAUCUGUCAAGUAAGACAUCUAACUCAUCAAUGUGGUCAAAAAAACAGUUUGAUCCAACCUUCCAUGGUACAAAGCCAGAUCUCAUAAUCAGAACAAAUCUAAAUGAUUAUAUUGAACUGAUGUUUGUUGAGAUCAAGCCGCCAAAUACAAAAGAGGCUUUAAUAAAUGAAGAUUUGGUAUAUCUUGGGAAAACAAUGAAGUCUGCCCUUGAUAAAGCCAUUGAAGAUGGGCUUGAAGAUAUUGUUAUCUGUGGCAUACAAGUAGCUG
This is a messenger RNA of Entrophospora candida, 628 nucleotides long. The record is from the annotation of a GenBank genome assembly. NCBI's taxonomy places the organism in Eukaryota, Fungi, Glomeromycota, Glomeromycetes, Entrophosporales, Entrophosporaceae.